Messenger RNA from Cercopithifilaria johnstoni, 1147 nucleotides. NCBI's taxonomy places the organism in Eukaryota, Metazoa, Nematoda, Chromadorea, Rhabditida, Onchocercidae. The record is from the annotation of a GenBank genome assembly.
GUUAAAAACCUCGAAACCACGUGACAUUUUAAGUGUUGAACAACAGCAGCAACGAAAUAUGGCCAACAAAAAACCACCAGUUAUUAGUAAUGAAGAAGCCAAAGGAAAUGAGCAAAGUUUUGUUGAACUCGUUCAAAACGAUCUUGAAGUAGUACUCGAACGAAUAAAAUCACCAGAUAUUGAUAUGCAACGGAACGGAACAUCAACCACUGUAACUGUCAAUGUGGAAGAAGAUAAGCCACUUGCAGAUGAUAUUUCGUUAUUUGAUGAACUUGAAAACCACUCAUUAAAGAAUAGAUCAAUUGAUCUGGAAAAAAUGUGUCCAAACCCAGAGGACAACCGAAAGCUGAUUGGACAGUUACCACAAGCAGUACUUUUAAUAACAAACUUGAAAGAAGUCGAAGUACUGAAACAUUAUCCACAUUUAGGACCUGGCGGACAUUGGAAACCGGAAGAUUGCAUUACUGAACAUAAAAUAGCUGUGAUAAUUCCAUUUCGAGACCGUCAAACACAUUUGACACGUCUUAUUGAUUUUCUUAUUCCAGUCUUUAGAAGACAACGAUUGGAUUUCCGAUUCAUUGUAACAGAACAGUAUGGUAAUGAUCUAUUUAACAAAGGACGAAUAAUGAACGCAGCAUUUCGCUUGGCCGAACGUCUCGAUGUCAGCUGUGUUAUAUUUCAUGAUGUUGAUAUGUUCCCACAGGACGAUCGUAAUUUUUACGGUUGUCCAUCAACACCACGCCACAUUGGUGCUUUUGUUAGCAAUCUUGGAUAUCAAUUAUGGUAUAAAGAAAUAGUUGGCGGCGUUCUAGCAAUUAGCAUGCAUGAUUACCGAACAGUAAAUGGUUAUUCGAAUAUGUAUUGGGGUUGGGGUGGUGAGGACGAUGAUAUGGGGAAACGAAUAAUGGCUCAAAACAUGACCAUUGAAAGGCCUGAUGCUACAACAGGUCGAUUUACUAUGCUCAAACAUGUGAAAAGGAAACGAGUUGCACCAAAAUUAGUAUAUAAAUUGUUAGGUGAAGCUGAAACACGCUAUCGGACUGAUGGUCUAAAUGUAUCUGCGUGGAAAAUAUUAAAGGUUACGCUGCGGCCGUUAUAUUAUCAUAUAUAUGUUGAUGUUGGCAAGCCGCCAUCAGAUUGGGUAUGA